Messenger RNA from Thrips palmi, 2506 nucleotides. RefSeq names its product ABC transporter G family member 20-like. The coding region runs from base 300 to 2426 and encodes 708 amino acids. The record is from RefSeq and is a predicted model, not a curated record. Gene Ontology annotation, cellular component: membrane. Gene Ontology annotation, molecular function: ATP hydrolysis activity; ATP binding; ABC-type transporter activity. The transcript has 16 exons. NCBI's taxonomy places the organism in Eukaryota, Metazoa, Arthropoda, Insecta, Thysanoptera, Thripidae.
GGAGCGUGGAGGCGAGGUGGGCCGAGUCCUUUGACAGUGCCACGCGCCACACGCUCACUCAGUCCGUCGCGUCGGUCGCGAGUAGUGUGGCGCAGUCGCACCGCCCCGCCCCGCCGCGCCGUGCCGUGCCGUGCCCUGGCCGCGACGCGCCGGCACCGCGAAAACGCUCCGCGGGUGACUCAGUGACACUAUUGGAUACACUCGAGGAUACAGCGCUGCUCCAGCGGGCAGCGGCAGUCAUCAGGGUGGCGCGUCCUUGACCUCCAGGAUGUCCAAGGCCUCGCAGUGACGCCGCCACCAUGAUCUCCCUGGAGACGGUGCCGAGCGCCGUGGCGCCGGACAUCGCCAUCAGCAUCCGCAACGCCUACAAGGAGUACGGCGGGGGAUGGACGCUCAACGGCAAGCAGGCGCCCAUCAAGGUGCUCAAGGGCCUCAACAUGACCGUGGCCAGCGGCACCAUCUACGGCCUUCUCGGUUCAAGCGGCUGCGGCAAGUCCACCAUCCUCAAGGCCAUCGUCGGCCAGCACCGCUUCACGUCGGGGGAGGUGCGCGUCCUGGGCAGCGUGCCCGGGUCACCCGGGGCAGAGAUCCCCGGGCCCGCCAUCGGCUACAUGCCGCAGGAGCUGGGGCUGUACGAUGAGUUCAACAUCAAGGAGACCCUCUGGUACUUCGGCCGCAUCGCGGGCCUCAGCGAGCAGGUCAUCCAGGAGCAGACCAGGACCGUCAUGAAGCUGCUGGACCUGCCGACGCACGGCGCCCUGGUCGGCGAGCUCAGUGGCGGCCAGCAGAGGCGGGUGUCCUUCGCCGUGGCGCUGCUGCACCGGCCGACGCUCCUCAUCCUGGACGAGCCCACCGUCGGCGUGGACCCCGUGCUGCGCCAGAGCAUCUGGGACCACCUGAUGGAGAUGGUGCGCACCAAGAGGACCACCGUCAUCAUCACCACGCACUACAUCGAGGAGGCGCGGCAGGCGCACGCGAUCGGCCUGAUGCGGCACGGGGUGCUGCUGGCGCAGGCCGCGCCCGACGACCUGCUGUCGCGCUUCGGCUGCGACAACCUGGAGGACGUGCUGCUGACACUCAGCAAGCAGCAGGAGCAGCACGAGGCCAUCGAGGGCCACGAGAACGAGAGCCAGGCCUUCGUGGCGGCCGCCCCCCAGGAGGCCGACAUGUACCACGUGACCCCCUCCGACGGCACCAGCCUCAGCCGCGGCAGCACCAUGUGGGUGCGCUUCCACGCCCUGGUCUGGAGGAACAUCACCUGGCUCAAGCGCAGCAAGUGGGUACUCGGCAUCCUCGUCAUCAUGUCCGUCAUCCAGUCCACGUCCUUCUGCCUGUCCAUCGGCCGCGACCCCAAGGACCUGGCCAUGAGCAUCGUCAACGACGAGUCCAACUGCACCGACCUGAGCGAGCGCGCCUGGAACGGCCGCUGCAGCAACAACACCCACGUCUCCUGCAUCUACAUCGACAUGAUCAGCAGGAAGGACGUCAACUUUCACUACCACACGGACCUGGAGGAGGCGUACAGCAGGGUGCGGAGAGGCAAGUCCUGGGGGGUCCUUCACUUCCGGCACAACUUCACCGAGAGCCUGUACCAGCGGAUAGACGAGGGCAAGAGUGCGCCGUCCGCCGUGGUGGACUCCAGCAUCGUGGACGUCACCAUGGACAUGACCGACGCCAUGAUCAGCCAGCUGCUGACGAAGAAGUUCCUGGACCUGAUGCAGAUCUUCAUCAAGGACCUCUUCUCGGACUGCGGCUUUCCGCGCGAGGCCGGCUCCCUGCCCGUCGACUUUGCGCAGCCCGUGUACGGCACCAACGAGCCCGAGUUCAUCGACUUCGCCUCCCCCGGGAUGGUGUGCAGUUUGGUGUUCAUGCUCGCCGGAAACUCGGCCAUGUGCGCGCUGCUGCCCGAGAAGAGGAACUCCAUCCUGGACCGGCAGAUCGUGACAGGCGUGCGGCUCAUGGAGGUCCUCUACGCGCACUACGUGGUGCAGCUCCUGCUCAUGGGGCUGCAGACCAUCAUCAUCAUGGGGAUGAUGUUCGGCGUGUUCCAGCUGAACAUCGUCGGCUCCUUCUGGCUGUCCUUCUUCCUCAUGUGCAUCCUGGGCCUGUCCGGCAUGUGGUUCGGGUUCCUGGUGGCGCUGCACUCGCCGUCCGAGUGGGCCGCGUCGCUGUUCGGCAUGGCGGCCAGCUUCAUCUUCAUGUUCCUCGGCAGUGUGUCGUGGCCCUGGGAGGGCAUGUACUCCAUGCUGCGCCACGUGUCGCACGGGCUGCCGCUCACCUACCCCGUGCACGGCCUGCGCGUCAUCAUGGGCCGCGGCUGGGGCCUGGACAACUACGACGUGCAGUGCGCCUUCGUCAUCACCGCGGCCUGGACCGCCGCCUUCUGCAUCCUCACCCACGUGUCCAUCCGCCUGCAGAAGGUGUAGUCCGGCCUGCCCUGCCCUGCCCUGCCUCACCCGGCCGGGCCGCGCCGCGCCCAUGCCGCCCGCGCCUGCGCCUGCGUUCG